AGAACCGGCGCAAAGAUUGAAGGGCAAUACGGUCAUUUCGUUAUCCUCAAACAGUGUAAAAGAGCUAGGGUUUCGCUCUCUUCUCCAACCCGAUAGACCUCCGCCGUCCUGCUUCCUCCGCCGCCGCCGUCGCGAUCUCAGUUUGUCAAUUAAGAGGAUUUGAAACUGUGCAAAGAACAGACCUGCAAACAUGAAGAAAAUGAUAGCCCUUGGUUUUGAGGGGUCAGCCAACAAGAUUGGCAUUGGGGUGGUCACUCUUGAUGGCGAUAUUUUGUCUAAUCCACGUCAUACCUACAUCACUCCUCCUGGACAAGGCUUUCUUCCACGAGAAACUGCUCAGCAUCAUUUCCAGCAUGUACUUCCUUUGGUCAAAGAAGCUCUGAAAACCGCCCAAGUGACUCCUCACGACAUUGACUGUCUUUGUUAUACAAAGGGUCCGGGCAUGGGAGCCCCUCUGCAAGUUUCUGCUAUUGUCAUUAGGAUCCUUUCACAGCUGUGGAAGAAACCGAUUGUUGCUGUUAAUCAUUGUGUGGCACAUAUUGAAAUGGGCAGGAUUGUGACCGGUGCUGAUGAUCCGGUUGUGUUGUAUGUAAGUGGUGGAAAUACACAGGUCAUUGCUUACAGUGAGGGAAGGUAUCGAAUUUUUGGAGAGACUAUUGAUAUUGCUGUUGGAAACUGCUUGGACAGAUUUGCUAGAGUCUUGACACUGUCCAACAAUCCUAGCCCUGGAUACAACAUUGAGCAGCUUGCCAAGAAGGGAGAACAAUUCAUCGAUCUUCCUUAUGUUGUCAAAGGGAUGGAUGUAUCUUUCAGUGGAAUCUUGAGCUUUAUUGAAGCUACUGCUGAAGAAAAGCUUAAAAAUAAUGAGUGCACCCCUGCAGAUUUGUGCUACUCUCUACAGGAAACACUUUUUGCAAUGCUCGUGGAAAUCACGGAGCGGGCAAUGGCACAUUGCGACAAGAAAGAUGUUUUGAUUGUCGGCGGCGUGGGUUGCAAUGAGCGGUUGCAAGGGAUGAUGAGAGUUAUGUGCUCGGAGCGAGGCGGCAAAUUGUAUGCAACCGACGAUAGGUACUGCGUUGACAAUGGUGCUAUGAUUGCAUACACCGGACUCCUCGCUUAUGCUCAUGGGACAUCAACUCCAUUAGAGGAGUCGACUUUCACCCAAAGGUUCCGCACGGAUGAGGUGCACGCGAUCUGGAGGGAGAAAGAGGAAUUGAAGAAAGCGAAUGGUGCUGCAGGCUAGAUGAGAUGCCUAGAUUAGUUUACGCAGCCGUAUAUAGCAGAAGAGACUGAAAGUAUAUAGCAGAAGAGACUGAAAGUAUAUAGCAGAAGAGAGACUGAAACUAGGAUUCCUAUUUAAUGCAGCAGCCUUUAAUUACAGAAAGAAAUGCUGUUUAUUAAUGCAGGAUGUUUACUUUAGCUUUUUGCACUUAAGUGAUAAAGAAUUAUUCAUUUUGACUGGGAAUUACUCCAAA
Eucalyptus grandis is the source of this 1475-nucleotide messenger RNA. RefSeq names its product probable tRNA N6-adenosine threonylcarbamoyltransferase. NCBI's taxonomy places the organism in Eukaryota, Viridiplantae, Streptophyta, Magnoliopsida, Myrtales, Myrtaceae. The record is from RefSeq and is a predicted model, not a curated record. Gene Ontology annotation, cellular component: EKC/KEOPS complex; cytoplasm. Gene Ontology annotation, biological process: tRNA threonylcarbamoyladenosine modification. The coding region runs from base 191 to 1243 and encodes 350 amino acids. The transcript has 4 exons.